UCUCACGCUGGACAGACAGUGGUUCUCUUUUUCCUCGCGCAAAAGCCACAUAUUCGAGAGAGAAAGCGAAUCGGCACCUGUCCGAAUUAUUUAUUUGAUUUGUCGCGUUUUGGUUGUUUUGUAUUGCCUGUCGUUAUUCCGGUUUGUUGUGUGAUCAUUGACAUAUAUUUCAUCCUGGGUCGCAUACUGUGCAGUAGGCUCUCGGUGAACUAAUUCACUUAGCCUACACUUUUUUUUUUUUUUUUACCUGCGGCGCUUUUCAACGUUGGUUCACCGUUUAUCGUGGCAAAGGAGGAAUCUCAAAUAGACUUAUUUUAAAAAAUAUAUAUUUCGACAUUGGUGAAUAGCGCUCUCUGCGCUUUCCCUAUCCCGGACUGGACCAAUGCGUUGCCCGUGCCCAGCGGAUCCACGAUAGCCUCGUUUCUCACACCGCAGAGUUCACGCUCAACGGCCGGACCGAUGUGCGCCAGCAGACCCCGCGAACACACACCUCUGAUGGAUCAUUUAUCUAGCGUUUUUGAGCUUUUUUUUCGGGCCCCUUGCACUUUCUUUAUACCUUAUGUUAUGCAUAAAGCCUUGAGGUCGGACUCGGAGCAAUAGAACAGAAAGCAGUUGAGAUAAUGCCGCUUGCCCAACUUGACCGUUGGUCUGAACCGAAUCGACUUGUUUUACCUGGGCGCAUGCGGAGAAUCCGCUCGUUCUGAAUCACAAAAGGAGCCUUCUAUGUGGUUGGGAAUACAAAAGUUGAACACUGACAACUUUAGUCUACUCAAGACGGCUAUAAGUGAAGAUGGUUUCGUGUUCAACGUGUAUUUCAUUAAAUUGGCAUCCAGCGUAAUAAACAUAAUCAGUGAUGUAGUGAGUCUGUUCAUAUGCGUGCUCAUCAUUUGCAGUAAAUACUCACAACAGCUCAAACAGGGGACUAUGAAGAUGCUACUCUUCCGUAAAUUCCGGGUUUUGAUUCUCUUGGUGUUUCUAAUCGCCUGCUCGAUGCACAUCUUGAUAGACUUGUUACCAAAGCUGGAGAGGCGCGGCAACACCGGCUGCUCCUGCUCGCACACGCCGAGCGAGGACCCUCAGAACUGGGCUAAACACCGAGCCAGGUCGGGAGUGGAGUCGGGCUGGCCUAACAAACACACUCUGAGAAUCCUCCAGGACUUCAGCAAUGAGCCAAACUCUAACAUCUCUUCCCAUUCUCCGGAGAAGAUCCCCAAAGCGGGGGACAAAACUGAAGCCUUUAUACGGCCUGAACAUUAUGCGCAAAAUGGUGACAAAAAUAGACGGUUUAUACAGGACACUGUACUCAACAAAAACGUACCUGUCAAAGGUUCAAGGUUGCGGGCGCUGUUUGACCACCCAUUAUUUAAGAGAACCUUACCAUCUCUGACCGACGAGGACACAUUGUUCAAAGUCAACACAGACAUCAGAUUUGACACCAAAGGCGCCACAGAGAAUCAGGAAUGGCAUGCUGAGCGGAACGUGGAGGAGUACUCUCCGACAGGAGGGGAGCUGACGGUUGACUCCUACCCCAACUGGCUCCGCUUCCACAUAGGGAUUAAUCGAUAUGAGCUCUACUCCAGACACAACCCAGUCAUCGAUGCCCUUCUCAGGGACUUGGUUUCACAGAGAAUCACCAGUGUUGCCAUGAAGUCUGGAGGCACCCAACUAAAACUCAUCAUGACGUUCCAGAACUACGGACAGGCUCUGUUCAAACCUAUGAAACGAUCGUGACAGAAUUACCCACCAAACCGGGACCAAGCAGCGUGUUAAG
This is a messenger RNA of Salvelinus namaycush (lake trout), 1771 nucleotides long. Its product is annotated as extracellular serine/threonine protein kinase FAM20C-like. Bases 724 to 1731 code for a protein of 335 amino acids. The record is from RefSeq and is a predicted model, not a curated record. NCBI's taxonomy places the organism in Eukaryota, Metazoa, Chordata, Actinopteri, Salmoniformes, Salmonidae. The transcript is spliced from 4 exons. Gene Ontology annotation, biological process: protein phosphorylation. Gene Ontology annotation, cellular component: Golgi apparatus. Gene Ontology annotation, molecular function: protein serine/threonine kinase activity.